CAGCACACAUAUUACUAUUUUCAGGCACAGAAGGGACACCUCAAACCCAUCGUCUCGUUCAGUCUUAUUUUAUACGAUAAAAAAACGCGUUUGAACUUAUAAAAUUCCUCACCACCCCCUGAACCUAUCGGUGUCAAGAGGACCCACGCCGCUCCGUAAACUCAAAAAAAUCAAAAAAAAAACCGUCGUACCUCGCCGUCUCCGUAGAAUCAUGCCAAAGUGUGUGCAUUCCCCAGUCUACAAAGUGCUCACCUAACAAUCCCCCCAAAGUGUCAAGUGUAAAUACCGAUUAAGUGUCAAGUGUUCCCCACAAAAACUCGUAGAAAAAAAUGAACGAAAGUCCCGAGGGUGUUGUUCACCUCAUCGCUGCAUGAAAUGAAUGAUUGACCAUCGCCACGAGCAGCUGAUGGCGGCCAAGUGCAUCUGAAUCUCCCAAAAAAUAACCAAACAUACUCCAAAAUCUUCCGAAAAUUUCACUAAAAAUCCCGAAAAUUUCCCUAGAAUUCCUGCAAAUCCAACUUCAGAAAUUGAAUCUCGUGGCAACCAUAAAACAAAACUACCAAAGUGCAGGUAGAAACCUCGUAAACAACCCCGAAUUAUCGGUAAUUCUUUCGUGUGGGACUCGAGACGUGAUAUAACGGUGCUUGGAGCACUCUCUCUCCCCUCUCCCACGUCCCUCGCCGUAACUCCGGGAGCAUCCGGACGGGCACGUAGCCGGUCCCGGCUAUCGAAUUUACAUCGUAAAAACCGAACGAAACUCGGGACUAACCCCCGAGGGUAAACAACAAUUGGUGAACAAAAAAAAAGUCAUUGAAUGAUUAAGCAAUAAUAUUAAUAAUAAUAAUAAUGUGUGAGUGAUUUUUUUUUUCAUUUUUCUGUGGUGUCUUGUGAUUCCUGGAGGUGUCCACAAGUGAGGGAGUUGUUGGUUUUGUGAGAAACUCACGCAAGAGGGCCCAGUGAAUAGUGAGGAAGCGGAAUAAGCCGAUAAUUUCUGAUAAUUCAUCAUUAACUGUGAAUUUUGGGGAUUCUCUGGCCCUCCGGUGUGAUUAUUUCGGUUAUAAACUCGGUAAAAUAUAUUCUUCGACAUUUUUUUCCACAAUUGGUGAACUUUGGCAGUUGAGGGAGUCCGACAACGCCUAGGAAGUGAGGGAAUUUUCGUGAAUGGAGUGAUUAACUUGGGGUUAACCUUGUGUUUCAUCCGGGUUAAGUUGGGAAUUUUUUAAGGGAUAAGAGUCGGGGAACUUGAGUGAUGAUUUCGAUGGUUAUACAGGGUGGUAAUUCAAGUAACUAGCCGCCACGACAUCACCAAGAGAGGAGGAACAGGGGCACGAGCGUGACGCCGGAGCAGCAAGACAAUCCAGCAUCCGCAGUGCCUCAAAUCCUAACAACAUGUCAUCUAGCGCGUUUGUCGAUCGGAUAGAUCCAUUCGCUAAGCGAUCGCUUAAAAAGAAGUCGAAAAAAUCCCAGGGUUCCUCGAGAUACAGGAAUUCACAGGAUGUUGAGUUGCAACAGUUGCCACAGCUCAAAGAUGUCCCUUUAUCGGAACAAGAGGAUCUUUUCAUCAGAAAGUUGCAGCAGGGCUGCAUGGUAUUUGAUUUCAUAGAUCCAGUCUCUGAUCUCAAAGGAAAAGAGAUAAAACGUACAACCCUCAAUGAACUCGUUGAAUACAUAACAACUGGUAGAGGUGUACUCACUGAGCCAGUUUACCCGGAAAUUAUCAAGAUGAUAUCGGCUAAUUUAUUUCGUACAUUGCCACCGAGUGAAAAUCCUGAUUUCGAUCCAGAAGAGGAUGAUCCGACAUUAGAGGCUAGCUGGCCACAUCUACAAUUGGUCUAUGAAUUCUUUUUACGAUUUCUCGAGUCCUCUGAUUUUCAACCGCCCAUUGGAAAAAGAGUUAUUGACCAAAAAUUUGUUCUACAGCUGUUAGAUUUGUUCGAUUCUGAAGAUCCCAGGGAGAGAGAUUUCUUGAAGACGGUCUUACAUCGCAUCUAUGGAAAGUUCCUCGGCCUUCGGGCAUUCAUACGCAAACAGAUAAACAACAUAUUUCUCAGGUUUGUGUAUGAAACAGAACACUUCAAUGGAGUUGGAGAACUGCUGGAAAUUCUGGGGAGUAUUAUCAAUGGUUUCGCACUACCACUGAAGGUCGAACACAAGCAAUUCUUAGUCAAGGUGCUGCUACCACUCCAUAAGGUGAAAUGUUUGUCUCUCUACCAUGCACAGUUAGCAUACUGCGUGGUACAAUUUCUAGAGAAGGAUGCAACGUUAACGGAACCAGUGGUGAGGGGGCUUCUCAAAUUCUGGCCUAAAACAUGUAGCCAGAAAGAGGUCAUGUUUCUUGGUGAAAUGGAAGAGAUUCUCGAUGUUAUAGAACCUAGCCAAUUUGUUAAAAUACAAGAACCACUGUUCAGACAAAUAGCACGCUGUGUCUCUUCACCACAUUUUCAGGUGGCUGAGAGAGCACUUUAUUUCUGGAACAAUGAGUAUUUUAUGUCACUGGUUGAGGAUAAUAAUCACGUGAUAAUGGGAAUAAUGUUUCCAGCAUUGUACAGAAUAAGUAAAGAGCACUGGAAUCAGACGAUCAUUGCUCUUGUUUAUAAUGUACUAAAAACUUUUAUGGAGAUGAACAGCAAACUCUUUGACGACUUAACUGCCAGCUACAAGUCAGAGAGACAAAAAGAGAAAAAACGAGAUAAAGAGAGGGAAGAAUUGUGGAAGAAAUUGAAAGAAUUGGAGGUGGAGCGAAGUAAUGCGCUCAUGGCAACACCCAAUACUCCAGUUCCUGCCAUUACAGCACCUGCGACACGAGCCCGCCCCUGAGCUGGUGGAUCCUCACUACCAUGCUGCCCAAUUGUUAGCCCCUAGUUUACAUCGAUUUGUCCUCGAAACAACAUACGCAACCACAAAAAGUAAAAUGCAAAUUAUCGUUGUUAGUGAAAGAAACAAAAAAAAAACAUUAAGGAAAAAACUACAAAUGUCCGCCGGCAUUAUUGACGUAAAAUAACCGAUAAAAAAUCAUUUUAAAAAAUAAAAAAAAAUAUAUAUGAAAAAUCCUCUUGUUAGUUGAGAGCCUCGAACGGCUGCGUUGAUCGGGAAGUGACGAUAAAUGCUGCAGUAAUAUCACAAUCUAUUGACAGGACUGUUGACAUAAAAUUAAUGAAAAACAAAAAAAUUACUCCUAAGAAUUGAAAUGAAUCUAAUGGGACAAAAUGAUGAAUUUGAAUGAACCUCCAGAACUAAUUUAAAUGUGUACAAUAAUUUUUAUGAUUUAAAUCAGCUGAAAGAGAUAAUUAAUUGUUUUCAAUUGCAAUUAAAAAAUUUAUUAUCUCAUAUCUUCAUUGUCUUUGAAUGAAUUUAAUUUGUAUGGUGUACUCAGUGUAAGCACGUAAAAUGAAAAAUGAGAAUGUCAGUCCCUUCUUAAUAAAGGCUGUCCUGUCCAAACGACGGAGGUGAUGAUCAGAGUUAAUAAUUACGUAUUAGCAACAAUAGAGAUUUAAUGAGACAAUUGUGUGCAUGGAUUUAAUCUAAAUUUAUGGAAAAAAUGAAAUAAGUAUUGGGAGACGUGGAGCUGAAUAAUCAUUUUUUAUUACCAAAAAUUGACGUAGAAAAGUAAUGAUGAUGGAUUUUCAUUGAUAUAAUGUAUCUGCACUUUGUAUUUAGGUAAUUGUAAUUAAUAAUUGAAGGGUUAAACGUGAUUUUCCAUAAUUUUUCAUUUUUUGCAUCCACAUUUAGGGGCAGCUCUCUUGCAAAUUAGUGAAUUUUACGGGAAAAUGUUUGAGAAAUUUUUUUGUUUAGAUUCCAACUUUACAUAUAAAAAAAUUUAUGAUGUAUUCUCGUAGAAAUCGUCGUUGAUGAGAUAACUGCCUAGUUAUGGAAUUAAAAAUUUUAGGAUUUCAUGUUUUACCAGUCGAUGACAGAAUUAAUUAACAAAUCUCCAUUAUUUCAUUUGUAUGAUUAAAGUAAAAUGAUAAUUAAUGAAUACAUGAUCUUCACCUCCUUUUUUGGGGCACGAAGCGUUGUUUGAAAUGUAUCAUAUAUUCGUAUUAAUAAUAAAUAAUGAUUAACUAUAACAAGAACAUAAUAAAUUAGGUAAAUAUAUAAAUAAAAAAUGAAUAUAUAUAUAAAUAUAUAUAAUACAAUAUAUUAUAAAAUAUAGUAAUAUUGAUGAUACGUGAAAUAAAUACAAGAGAAAAACAUUUUAAAAAUUUACAAAAGUAAUAAUUACACAUGACAUUUACACAUUCAACACGUACAAAAUCAGGUACACGAGGAAUUUUUAAUAAAUUCGCAAGGGGAGGGGCUGGUAGGGAAGAGUGUUUCCGUGUUAUCAAUUAAUAACAAAAAAAUCAUUUUUUAGUAUUUCAGGAGUGAAAUGGUGAAACGAGGAAAAUUAAGCAAAUUUCCUUCGGGAUUUUUGGAAAAUAUCUCGUGACAUGUGGGACAUGGGAAAUUUUGUAUCUUGAACUUUUUUGUACAAAUUUCAAGUCCUACAAAAAAGGUCAAGAUGAAAAUUGUCGUAUGUCCUUUGUAAAUUGAGAUAUUCAGGAAAAAAGGCUCAGUCGAUGAGGUUAUCUUGUUUCAACAAUUUACUCUUCAUUUUUUCAGUCUUCAAGCGGAGUUUAGAUUUUUGUGGGUGACAAGGUGCCGCAUGUUAUUCCGUAUUAUUUUGUAUUUGAGUGGAGAAUAAUGUGAAUUUUUUAAUUCAUCGUACACAAAUGGGGUCAGAGAAAUAAGUGAGAUUAACAAAGUUGGCGAGAAAUACCGAGAAUUAAUUGUACCAAAAUAUCCAUGAAUUACUUAUAAAUAAUUAAUGAUAACAUAUUGAUAACAAUAAUUAAUGAAUAGAGGAUAAAAUGCAUAAUAAGGAUUUAUUCGGAGCUGUGCUCCCACAGGCCACCGUUGAAAGUGUACGUGGGAUCGUUUUUCAAAUGAAAAAAAAAAAUGAGAAUAAUAAACAAAACAAGUUAUUAAGAAAUUUCUUACAAUUCAUAAUUAAACAUUAAAUAGGCGACUUGUUGACGGCUGAGUAGUAGAUGAUGAUUUGACGAAUGAGUGAAUUGCUUGCUCACAUCAUUUUAUUUAUUUAUUAUUUUGUUUCAUUGAUGGGAUUAAAUGCUCAAGUUGAAGAUCAAUUAAUUAAUUAUGCAAUUAUUUCACUAACGAGUGCAUUUACCACAAAAAGUUAUAUCAAAUUAUUUGUAGAGAAUUCCAUUUCCUAUAAAGAAUAUCUGCGACAUUUGCUGCUCAACUCUCUUCUUACUGAGAUAAUGAAUGACAAUUAACACCAAAUCAAUAAACGAAAUUUUGAUUCCAAUUUGAAUAAAUACUCAAAUUGCUAUUUAUCUCAGUAAAGAACGAAUUUGCGGCAAAAAAGUCAUAAUAGAUUUUUCAUCGUAAUUUUCAUUUACUGCGAGAAAUUAUCAAUCACAUUUUCUCCUGAACCCACUCAUUACCGAGAUAAUUAACGAUAAACAAAACUCUUAACUCAGUCAUUUCGCAAUUCCCAAGAUCAAAUCAGCGAAUUAAUUAUUAGGCGUAGCUUUUUAAUUACAUAUGAAAAAACUGCUGAUUAUUGCAUCACACCACUACAACCCAUUAAACGCCCAUUUUUUAUCAUCAAAGAUCCCUUCCACAAGAAUUUUCUUAAUUAAACAAUUAAAAUUCUUCUGGAGGUGAUUUUCCCGCAUAUGACGACUCACGUAAUCAAUACGCUUUCAGGUAUUUAAAAAAAUCGAUAAUAAAUGGCCGAAUAAGUUUAUUAACAGGCAGUUCUCGAAUCGAGAGGAAAAUUAAUGAACCAACAUGGGAUUAAUCAAUCGAAACUGAAGGAAAACAAUUUCCUGUUGAAGAGUUUAACGCAAAUGAGAAUGAGAUGAUAGCGAGAGGACAAUUGCAAAUGAUAUGAACAAUUGUUUCAACGUAUUAUAAUAUAUUUUUAACAUCUACGAUUAGUUGUAUAAAUAGCGUGAAAAAAAAAGAAUAUGAUGGAGAAGGAAAAUUUAGUUACAUUCAUUCCGCUGAGAAAUCCGUUGUACAGAAGAUGAAUAAAAACAGUGAAAUUAAUUGUUCUUUUGUGGAAUAAAUA
Molecule: messenger RNA, 6082 nt
Organism: Diachasmimorpha longicaudata
Lineage: Eukaryota; Metazoa; Arthropoda; Insecta; Hymenoptera; Braconidae
Gene: wdb
Product: serine/threonine-protein phosphatase 2A 56 kDa regulatory subunit epsilon isoform
Exons: 8
Coding region: 1390-2817 (475 amino acids)
Biological process (GO): signal transduction; protein dephosphorylation
Cellular component (GO): nucleus; protein phosphatase type 2A complex; cytosol
Molecular function (GO): protein phosphatase activator activity
Source: RefSeq, a predicted model, not a curated record